GUGUUUUUUUUAACGUGUGAGUUAAAAAAAAAAGCGACGUCUCCCUGUGCGUAAAAUGCGGCGCUCAGUGCGUCCUGGCACGGACGGCUCUUUGGAAAAUGUGCGGUGUCGGUCGCGUUUCCUCCGCACGCUGCGGGUCGGCGCUGAGCGGCACCUCGGCGACAAGACGCGGAGGAAAGCGCGUCCUUUGGAUCCCAGGCACGCACCGAGCGGUGAGAUCACUGCCGUUAUAAAUAUCCCCGUGCCAGCAGAACAGCUCCAGCUCCUGCAGCCGGGGGUAAUGCCCAGGAGCGCUGCGCGUGCGUGUGCGUGCACACCGUUUUUGUGGCGCCCCGGACCUCGGGAAAAUGCUGCAAGUGGCCUAGCGCGCGUGUCCUCCUUUAUGAUGAACGUUCCUCUCUACCUGCUGGCCGUGGCUCACUUGGUUUGCGCCGCCGCAGCGCAGCGCGUCUCUCUGGAGCGCCAACUUCUGGAGGAGGGGGUCCGCUCGGGACGCAGGACGUGCAGGCUGUACUGCAGGGUGGGCAUCGGCUUCCACCUCCAGAUUCAUCCCGACGGCAGAGUCAACGGCAGCCAUGAGCCCAACCAGCUGAGUGUCCUGGAGCUCUUUGCGGUGUCUCAAGGGGUCAUCGGCAUCAAAGGGGUCCACAGCAACAGAUUCCUGGCCAUGAACAGCAGAGGACGGCUCUACGGCACCACGCGCUUCACGGACGACUGCCGCUUCAGGGAGCGUUUCCAGGAGAACAGCUACAACACCUACGCCUCGCUGCUCCACCGCCACCGCCGCGGCGCCCGCGACUGGUUCGUGGCCCUCAACAAGAGGGGGAAGGCCAAAAUGGGCUCCAGCCCGCGGGUCAAACCGCAGCACGUCUCCACUCACUUCCUGCCCAGGGUCAGCCUGCAGGACGGCGACGGCGAGCGAGGCUUCACCAUCACGGGCAGGAGGAAAGCCCCGCCUCCCCCGCCGCCGCCAACCAGUCCUCCUCCGGCGAAGGCCGUCCGCGCCGCGCCGAGGCGCACGCAGGUCAAGUACUGGCCCAAGUACCGCUUCGGGACGCGUCAGGAAGUGACGUGUGGGACGGUUGCUAUAGCAGCCGUUUACCACACAGAGAGCCUGAAGAUGGAGCACAGCGCGGCCGCUCGAUUCCACGAUACUUUUACUCAGUUCAAGGUCUACGAAGAUUAUCUCGACUCCAAAGUCACGCCGAUGGAUUUGUUUUACUUUAAAAGCCGGGGGUUGGCCCGCCAGCUGGUGGAGCAGGGCCUCAACGGCACCGUCCUGAGCAGGGAGGAGUUUGAGAGGAAGAAAGGCGCCUCGGAGGCCGCGAGGAGCAGCGCGGGGAGGAGGAGCCAGCCGACGUGA
This is a messenger RNA of Pungitius pungitius (ninespine stickleback), 1363 nucleotides long. It is a transcript of the gene fgf5, whose product is annotated as fibroblast growth factor 5. The transcript has 5 exons. Gene Ontology annotation, molecular function: fibroblast growth factor receptor binding; growth factor activity. Gene Ontology annotation, cellular component: cytoplasm. Gene Ontology annotation, biological process: positive regulation of gene expression; positive regulation of protein phosphorylation; animal organ morphogenesis. The coding region runs from base 56 to 1363 and encodes 435 amino acids. Lineage: Eukaryota; Metazoa; Chordata; Actinopteri; Perciformes; Gasterosteidae. The record is from RefSeq and is a predicted model, not a curated record.